CUUCUUCCGAAGUUUCGACCAUCGACAAAGAACUCACUUCCUGCUUACCCCGCUUCCAUCGCACGUAACACUUCCUCAAUGGCUCUGGCGUGCCCAGGUCCACUUCGAUUCCUAUCCGCCAUGACAACACACGCCCCGAUGCCUCUGAUUCGCAUUGCCAAUGCCGGCAAAGUCCACCCUUUUGGCGACGAGCGCACAGUACACCAAGCGUUUCCCGCCGGGAUUCCGUCCGACGAAAGUGAUCCGUUCCUCAUGUGUGACAACUUUGCGUUCGAAUCGGAAGGGAUCUCGUCCGACAAGGAUGACUUUCCCAUUGGGUGGCACCCCCAUCGAGGCAUGGACAUUCUCACGUACAUCAAGACAGGCGUUGGUCGCCACGGCGAUUCCAUGGGAAAUCGCGAAACGUUCUCGACUCCAGGGAUGCAAUGGAUCAGCUGUGGAAGCGGCAUCGAGCAUGCUGAGGGUGGAGCAACGCCUGUGGGAGAAGUGGAAAAGGGAUUUCAAAUCUGGCUGAAUGUGCCUGCGGCGAAGAAGAUGGACGACCCGGCCUAUGGGACCGAGCCGACAUCGUCGAUUCCCACGGUCGAACUGGCCGAUGGUGUCCAAGCACGACUCCUGGCAGGCCCAUUUCUCGAUGGCCGAACCGGCGCGUUCAAGGCCGUGCAGCCGGUUCAAAUGGUCGAUUUCGAACUGGAACCUGGAAGCAAGCAGUCGUACUCUAUCCCGAGCGGCUUUGAUACGUGCAUGCUGUACGUGUACGAAGGCAGUGGUCGCGUGGGAAACAAGGCCACAGGGCCAAACCAGAUCGCGCUCUUCGACGCUACGUCGGACAAUACGCGCGGCUUUGAGUUGUCUGCAGGGUCGACCAAAGUGGCCGCCAUGCUCUUCACAGGCAAAAAGCUCAACGAACCUCUCGCGUGGCACGGCCCGAUCGUGAUGAACACGCGGCGCCAGAUCCAAGAUACGUUCGACGAGUUGCGACAGGGGAAAUUUCCCCCCAAGCGCGUGCCGUGGGACUACAAAGACCUCUCCGCAUUUCCCAAAGAUAAAGUCCCCAAGGCGUAAGGUCGCACCCUGUGCAGCAUAUCAAUCCAUCGUGUUUAGUCGCUCA
Molecule: messenger RNA, 1111 nt
Organism: Aphanomyces invadans
Lineage: Eukaryota; Oomycota; Saprolegniomycetes; Saprolegniales; Verrucalvaceae
Exons: 1
Coding region: 79-1065 (328 amino acids)
Source: RefSeq, a predicted model, not a curated record